AUAAUGCCUCUGAAAUGGAAUACUCAUUCCUAAAGGGACUAUCCUCACGAUUAUGAAAAUGAUCCCACUCAAGGGGGAAAACCAGCCCCACCCGUAGUACUUAUUUCUUUUAUCAAAUUGGUUGCUCAUUGUCGCAACUCCUUCGUACUUUUCUUUUUCUCCCUAGGGUUGCCUCAACGCAACACCUAGCUUGGAUUGUCCGGCGGUGAUCAAUUUGAUCACCGUGUCAGUGUUCAUUUCUUUCUGUUUUCCCCGGCUUGAAAGGAGCAGUGUUUCGAGCUCGUUUGCAGUCCUAUCACGGUUGUUGAAGAAUCAGAAGUUGCAAUUUGCUUAGGUAUGUUUUCAAGCCGGAGUAUGGUUUCGAUUCAGCAGCAAGGGAUGUCAAAAGAGGAUAUUGUCAUUCAAUACAAAAGCAUGACUAUUGAGGCAGAUGAGCGGCGGGCGCGUCCCCCUCCUGAGCCGCUGCCAUGGAGUGCAAGCAAGGCUAGGGUUUGGAAGAAGAUAUGUGAACUCUGUUUUAAUUACGUUUUAUGUUGUUUGUGUUUUUCUUUCGAAUUGCAUGUUGUUUUGGAUGUGUUCUUAUUUCCUAGCAGAGAGAUUCUAUAUUUUAAGUCAGGUGAUGAGAAAUCUGGUUUGCUAGUCAUUGGCUCAAUUAAGCCCAUUACAGGAUCAGCGAAUAUUAUUGAUUCUACAGAGGUAAUAUAUUCGAAGUCUGGUUCGAGGGUGGACGACAGACAUAAGGCUUUUUAUGGUUUUGUUUACUUCUUUUUCUUGGAUUGUAUUAUCAGCCAUGUG
Molecule: messenger RNA, 795 nt
Organism: Cuscuta epithymum
Lineage: Eukaryota; Viridiplantae; Streptophyta; Magnoliopsida; Solanales; Convolvulaceae
Source: the annotation of a GenBank genome assembly